AUGUGUAGGGUCACACGCUGUCACUUAAGCGACGCAUACCCCGCCCGCAACUUCCUCCUGAAUCCCGAAUAUUACUAUGCUAUCAUCAUGACCAUGGAGAGGGCAAAUACGGGCAAGGUCGAAGUGCAGAACAGGCUUUAUACAGACCCUUUGGACAAGCUACCAAUUGCGCAUGGGGCCGAGUUCGACUCGUAUACAGAUCAGCAUGAAGAUGACUGUCUGCCGGGCACUAGAACCGAGCUUCUUAAAACGAUUGCAGAAUGGGUUGUGUCACCGCACGGAAAGUGUAUAUUUUGGUUAAAUGGCAUGGCUGGAACAGGGAAGUCUACCGUCGCUCGGACAGUCGCAAAAUCCUUCAAACGGGAUAAGUUAGCAGUUGCUAGCUUCUUUUUCAAGAGAGGCGAAGGGGAUCGAGGGAAAGCCUUCAAAUUUUUUCCAACGAUUGCCAGACAACUGGUGGCUAGCAUUCCUGAUCUGGAACCCAGUAUUAGGAAGGCAGUGUCUGAUGACCCUGAAAUUGUGGCAAAAUCACUGAAGGAGCAGUUUGACAAACUGCUUUUUCGACCGCUACUAGGCUUGGAGCAAGUCAUUCCGAUCCCAGUGGUGGUCAUUGUGAUUGAUGCAUUAGAUGAGUGUGAAAUUAGCAGUGAUAUACAAGUUAUACUCCAAGUACUACCACAAGUACAGGAGUUAAGCGCCGUCCAGUUACGAAUCCUCUUAACCAGUCGACCUGAAUUGCCAAUUCACCUAGGUUUCUCGAAGAUUGCGAAUUAUAAAUAUCAAGAUCUAGCUCUCCAUGAGAUCUCCGAGGCGGUGACAGGAUAUGAUAUCUCUUUGUUCCUGAAGGACCGAUUUAAAAGAAUCAAGGAUGAAAAUAAUGUUCCUGCCGGCUGGCCUGGGGACGACGAAAUUCAAGCCAUUGUUACGAUGUCAGCUCCUUUAUUUAUUUCUGCCGCCACUGUGUGCCGAUUUGUUGAAACGGAGUUGGACCCUGUAGAAUGCCUCACCGAUCUUCUUAAAAAUCAAGCUAGAUAUGCGACAAAACUGGACAAGACAUACCUCCCAAUUCUCGAGCAAUUCUUAAACAAAAAGGGCGAUGAUGGUAAAGCAGAACAGCUUUUACAAUAUUUCCAACAAAUUAUCGGCGUUAUUAUCCUUCUUGCGGUUCCUCUUUCGGUCAAUGCACUCUCAGAGCUUCUUGGUGUUCGAGUAAGAGUUAUUAGCAACCUAUUGGAUUCGUUCCGAUCCGUUCUUAACUGGCCUACGAAACAAGACCAGCCUGUCAGAAUUCUGCAUUUAUCGUUUCGAGAUUUCCUAGUUCAAACAAAGAGCAAGUUCUACGUGGAUAUGGACAAUACACAUAAUAAAAUAGCCCGCUAUUGCUUUAACACUAUGGGGAAACUGUUAAAAAAGGAUCUCUGUAAUCUGCGAAGCGAUGGAACACAAAGAACAGAGAUUGAUAUUGACUCUAUUAAUCUGCAUUUACCACAAGAAUUGCAAUACUCCUGUCGUUAUUGGGCACAUCACCUGACACAAUGCAAAAACCCUAUCGCUGAAAUAGAGAAUACCUAUCAUUUUCUCCAGAAGCAUUUCCUGCACUGGGUGGAAGCAAUGAGCCUCCUAGGCCUUGCAUCAGAAGUGGUGGAGAUUAUUAAUCUCCUCCAGACAGUUAUACCAGACGACAACCAUUCCGCAAUAUCCGAGUUUCUGCAUGAUGCAAAGCGCUUUAUCCUUAAAAAUCGUCAGAUAGCCGCCGAGGCACCCCUUCAGUUAUAUUGCUCAGGGCUAAUAUUUGCACCUCGAACGUCAAUAAUCCGUAGACAGUUCGAAACGGAACUUCCUACUUGGAUAUGCCAGUUGCCACAAGUUAACGAAAGAUGGAGCGCAGAAUUACAGGUUCUCGAGGGCCAUUCAGAUUCGGUUCGGUCGGUGGCCUUCUCGCCCGACGGCCGGCUGCUGGCGUCCGCCUCGGAAGAUAAGACUGUGCGGCUUUGGGACACUGCAACAGGCGCGCUGCAGCACACUCUUGAGGGCCAUUCAGAUUGGGUUCUGUCGGUAUCCUUCUCGCCCAACGGCCAGCUGCUGGCGUUCGGGUCCGCAGACAAGACCGUGCGGCUUUGGAACACUGCAACAGGCGCGCUGCAGCACACUCUUGAAGGCCAUUCAGGUUGGGUUGAGUCGGUGGCCUUCUCGCCCGACGGCCGGCUGCUGGCGUCCAGCUCGAAAGAUGAUUCGACCGUGCGGCUUUGGGACUCAGCAACGGGCGCGCUGCAGCACACCCUUAAGGGCCAUUCAAAGCCGGUUCAGUCAGUAACCUUCUCGCCUGACGGCCGGCUGCUGGCGUCCGGCUCGGUAGAUAAAACCGUGCGGCUUUGGGACAUCACAACUGGCGCGCUGCAGCACACUCUCGAAGUUGGUUCAGACCCGGUUGUGUCGGUGGCCUUCUCUCCCGAUGGCCGGCUGCUGAUGUCCGGCUCGGUAGAUAAAACCGUGCGGCUUUGGGAUACUGCAACGGGUGCGCUGCAGCACACUCUUAAGGGCCACUCAGGUUGGGUUCUGUCGGUGGCCUUCUCGCCCAACGGCCGGCUGCUGGCGUCCGGCUCUAAUGAUCAGACUGUACGUCUUUGGGAUACUGCAACAGGCGCGCUGCAGCACACUCUUAAGGGCCACUCAGGUUGUGUUAUGUCGGUGGCCUUCUCGCCCGACGGCCGGAUACUAGCGUGCGGCUUAGAAGAUAAGACCGUGCGGCUUUGGGACACUACAACUGGCGCGCUGCAGCACAUUCUCAAGGGCCAUUUAAAGCUGGUUCAGUCGGUAGCCUUCUCGCCCGACGGCCGGCUACUAGCGUCCGCCUCGGAAGAUAAGACUGUGCGGCUCUGGGACACUGCAACUGGCGCGCUGCAGCAUACUCUUGAGGGCUAUUUAGAGUCGGUUUUGGUUGAGUGGGUGGCCUUCUCGCCCGACGGCCGGCUACUGGCAUCCGGCUCGGAAGAUGAGACCGUACGGCUCUGGGACACUGCAACGGGCGCGCUGCAGCACACUCUCGAGGACCAUUCAAAGCUGGUUCAGUCGGUAGCUUUCUCACCCGACGGCCGCCUGCUGGCGUCCGGCUCGGAAGAUGAUUCGACCGUGCGGCUUUGGGACAUCACAACUGGCGCGCUGCAGCACACUCUCGAAGUUGAUUCAGACCCGGUUGUGUCGGUGGCCUUCUCGCCCGACGGAAGGCUGCUGGCGUGCGGCUCAAAAGAUCAGACCAUGCGGCUCUGGGAUACCGCAACAGGCGCGCUACAGCACACUCUCAAGGACCAUUCAGAGUCGGUUUUGGUUGAGUCGGUGGCCUUCUCGCCCGACGGACGGCUGCUGGCCUGCGGCUCGGAAGAUGAGACUGUAUGGCUCUGGGAUACUGCAACGGGAACACUGCAACAUACUCUCGAGGGCCAUUCACAUUGCGUUCUGUCGGUGGCCUUCGCACCCAACGGCCGACUGCUGGCGUCCGGCUCGGAAGAUCAGACCGUGCGGCUUUGGGACAUUGCAACGGGCGCACUUCAACACACUCUUGAGGGACAUUUAGGUUGGAUUUUGCCGGUAGCCUUCUCACCCGACGGCCGGCUACUGGCAUCCGGCUCGGAAGAUGAGACCGUACGGCUCUGGGACACUGCAAUGGGCGCGCUGCAGCAUACUCUUAAGGGCCACUCAGGUUGGGUUCUGUCGGUGGCCUUCUCGCCCAACGGCCGGCUACUGGCGUCCGGCUCUAGUGAUCAGACUGUACGGCUUUGGGAUACUGCAACAGGCGCGCUGCAGCACACUCUUAAGGGCUAUUCAGAUUGGGUUUCGUCGAUAGCCUUCUCGCCUGACGGCCGGCUGCUGAUGUCCGGCUCUAAUAAUCAGACUGUACGGCUUUGGGAUACUGCAACUGGCACGCUGCAGCACACUUUCGAGGGUCAUUCAGAGCCGGUUGUGUCGGUAGCCUUUUCACCCGAUGGCCGGCUGCUGGCGUCCGGCUCGGAGGAUCAGACCGUGCGGCUUUGGGAUACUGCAACAGGCGCGCUGCAGCACACUCUCGAGGGUCAUUCAGGGCCCGUUGAGUUGGUGGCCUUCUCGCCCGUCUGCCGACUGCUGAUGUCCAACUCGGAAGAUAAGACCGUGCGGCUUUGGGAUACUGUAACUGGCGAACUGCAACACACUCUCGAGGGCCAUUCAAAGCUGGUUCAGUCGGUAGCCUUCUCACCCGACGGCCGGCUGCUGGCGUCCGGCUCGGAAGAUGAUUCGACCGUGCGGCUUUGGGACAUCACAACUGGCGCGCUGCAGCACACUCUCGAAGUUGGUUCAGACCCGGUUGUGUCGGUGGCCUUCUCGCCCGACGGCCGGCUGCUGGCGUACUGCUUCUUCGAUGAUUCGGCCGUGUGGCUUUGGGACACUGCAACGGGCGCUCUGCAGCAUCUUAAGGGCUAUUCUGACGCUCUGUCGGUGGCCUUCUCGCCCGACGGCCGGCUGCUGGCGUCCGCCUCGGAAGAUAAGACUGUGCGGCUUUGGGACACUGCAACAGGCGCGCUGCAGCACACUCUUGAGGGCCAUUCAGAUUGGGUUCUGUCGGUAUCCUUCUCGCCCAACGGCCAGCUGCUGGCGUUCGGGUCCGCAGACAAGACCGUGCGGCUUUGGAACACUGCAACAGGCGCGCUGCAGCACACUCUUGAAGGCCAUUCAGGUUGGGUUGAGUCGAUCGCCUUCUCGCCCGACGGCCGGCUGCUGGCGUCCGGCUCGGAAGAUGAUUCGUCCGUGCGGCUUUGGGACACUGCAACAGGCGCUCUGCAGCACACUUGGUCUGUCGAUGGGCGAGUUACUAUCCUCGAAUUUUCUCAGGACGGUUCUUUUCUAAGCACCAACUUGGGCGUCCUGAAUAUUCAGUCCAGGGAUGACGGUCUUGCGUCUAAUUCACAUGUUAAUCUAGACAUCUCCAUGGAGCACGGGCAGUGGAUAAAAAUGAAUGGCAAAAAGAUUCUCUGGCUUCCUACCGAGUUCCGGCCCAACUGUUUCGCGAUUAAUGGCAGUAUACUUGGUCUGGGAAGCGAAUCUGGGCGGAUUUCCUUCAUAGGACUUCGUAUAUAG
Aspergillus tanneri is the source of this 5106-nucleotide messenger RNA. RefSeq names its product WD40 repeat domain-containing protein. The transcript is spliced from 4 exons. The record is from RefSeq and is a predicted model, not a curated record. NCBI's taxonomy places the organism in Eukaryota, Fungi, Ascomycota, Eurotiomycetes, Eurotiales, Aspergillaceae. The coding region runs from base 1 to 5106 and encodes 1701 amino acids. Gene Ontology annotation, molecular function: protein binding. Gene Ontology annotation, biological process: negative regulation of transcription by RNA polymerase II. Gene Ontology annotation, cellular component: nucleus; transcription repressor complex.